Messenger RNA from Rosa rugosa (rugosa rose), 1560 nucleotides. Its product is annotated as cytochrome P450 736A117-like. Gene Ontology annotation, molecular function: monooxygenase activity; iron ion binding; oxidoreductase activity, acting on paired donors, with incorporation or reduction of molecular oxygen. Bases 1 to 1560 code for a protein of 519 amino acids. The transcript is spliced from 2 exons. Lineage: Eukaryota; Viridiplantae; Streptophyta; Magnoliopsida; Rosales; Rosaceae. The record is from RefSeq and is a predicted model, not a curated record.
AUGGCGGAACUGAUCACCAAUGUAACCUUUUCACUUGUGCUCGUUGCCGUUUUCCUCAUUCUCUUAUAUAAAUGGUCUUUUACUACUUCCAGUAGUACAAAAAACUCACCACCUUCUCCACCUAAACUUCCCAUCAUCGGAAACCUUCACCAACUAGGCUCUCCAUGGACUCCACCACAUCGCUCACUUCAAGCCUUAUCUCAGAUCUAUGGUCCUCUAAUGCUCCUUCGCUUCGGAAACGUCCCCGUCCUUGUUGUCUCGUCGGCCGAGGCUGCCCGAGAGAUCAUGAAAACCCAUGACCUCGCAUUCGCCAGCAGACCUAAGUCCAUCGUCUUAGAGAAGCUUGCCUACAACUACAAAGACGUGGCCACGGCGCCUUACGGUGAAUACUGGAGGCAGAUGAAGAGCAUUUGUGUGCUGAACCUGUUAAGUAACAAGAAGGUUCGAUCCUUUCAUGGUGUGAGAGAAGAAGAGACCAGAUCUAUGAUCAACAAGAUAAAGGAAAUUUCUCAACGGGGAGGUGUUCUGAACGUGAGGAAGAUGCUUAUGACGCUUACGAACGACGUCAUCUCGAUUACGGCUCUAGGGAGGAAGUACUACGAUAAUGAGGAUUUUAAGGAGCUUUUAGUGGAGUUUACGGAAUUGGCGGGAAGUCUUCAUGUUGGGGACUAUAUUCCAUGGCUUGGUUGGUUGAGUCGUCUUGGUGGUUUGGAUGCUAAAUUAGAAAGCCUCUUUAAACGAUACGAUGAAUUUAUAGAUACAGUAGUUCAAGAGCAUAUCGAUAAAAGUCCAAACACUAGUAACAGAAAUUAUCAUGGCCUUCAGGAUCAGAACAAGGACCGCAAGGAUUUUGUGGAUGUUUUACUUGAAAUUCAGCGAGAAAGCUUGCUCCAUUCUCCUCUUGAUAGAGUUAGCAUAAAGGCUCUCAUCUUGGAUAUGUUCCUUGCUGGGACUGAUACCACAUCUACACUUUUAGAGUGGGCAAUGGCAGAGAUUUUGAAGCACCCAAGGGUUAUGAUCAAAUUGCAGAAAGAAGUGAGGGGUGUAAAAAAGGGAGAAGAAGAAAUAUUAACAGAGGAUGAUUUGGUUGAUAUGCACUACUUGAAGGCAGUGAUUAAGGAGACUCUUCGCUUACAUCCUCCAUUAACCCUACUAGUUCCAAAGAUGUCGACCCAAGAUGUGAAAAUAAAUGGUUAUGACAUUAAGGCCAACACACAGGUCUUAGUGAAUGCUUGGCAGAUCGGGAGAGAUCCUAAAUCAUUCAAUUACAAACCAGAAGAGUUUGAGCCUGAGAGGUUUUUAGAGGUUAAUAGUGGUUUGAGUUAUAAAGGGACUGACUUCCAGCUUAUUCCAUUCGGAGCUGGCAGGAGGGUCUGUCCUGGGAUUCAGUUUGCUACGUCUGUCAAUGAGAUUGCUCUAGCAAAUUUGCUGCAAAAGUUUGAUUGGACAUUGCCCAAUGGAGUAAGAAAUGAUGAUUUAGACAUGAUGGAAUCAUUUGGUUUAACAAUUCAUAAGAAAUACCCUCUUAAAGCCAUGGCUAUUCCAUACUCAUCAGCUUAA